AUGAGUUAUGACCUGGAUGAAAUUCCUGCAGGAUCUUUGAUAUCUGUCGCAUUCCCGGCGGUCUAUUUCUGCUCUGUCCCCCUGCCAGCUCUCACCUCCCUCUCAAAUAUCCUUAAUAUCGCCAGGCAGUCCUGCCCUCAAGGGAGAGGGAGUGACAAAAGAAAUCUGGGAGUUGCUUGGAACCGAGGUGUUCCGAAUGAGUUAGCGCUGUGGACAGGUGUUGCAGCUGUCAUCACCAGUCCUGCGUCAACUAUCCGAGCCAGUGAACUCGCAAUCUUCCGACACUUCGGUGGUGGGUGGAGGGGGUUACCUUCCAUACCAGGUCAUUGCCAUUGUAAUCUUUACUGCCGCUUCCUCAAAUCUGUGGUAGUCAAGAAUAAUCAUCUAUCAUGUUACUUGAAUCUUGUCCCAAAAUUAAUAAUGCCGUGAAAUAAAUGGAGAAAUAUACGGACCAUAAUUCCAUUAUAACUUCAUAACAUUGUUUGUUUGUUUCGAUGUCUAGGCGCAAAACAUCCAGGUCAUAAGCGCCCGAUCAACUAAAUAAUAUCAUUUAAUACUAUUUGGAUGAUUAGUAC
Messenger RNA from Nezara viridula (southern green stink bug), 575 nucleotides. The record is from the annotation of a GenBank genome assembly. NCBI's taxonomy places the organism in Eukaryota, Metazoa, Arthropoda, Insecta, Hemiptera, Pentatomidae.